This is a messenger RNA of Rhagoletis zephyria (snowberry fruit fly), 1859 nucleotides long. RefSeq lists its product as uncharacterized. The record is from RefSeq and is a predicted model, not a curated record. Lineage: Eukaryota; Metazoa; Arthropoda; Insecta; Diptera; Tephritidae. Gene Ontology annotation, molecular function: DNA binding.
ACAACCAGAGAUGUGUAUUUCAAUAUUUCUAUUUAUUUACUAUCUCUUGUUGUGCCUGUCCUAUUUCGAAACAUGGAAUUCAUGUACGAAGAGAAAUAUGUUCCACAUAAAUUAAAGGCUGAGGAUAAAGGCUCAGUGUGGUAUUAUUUUCUGCCUUCUGCUAGUGGGGGACCAACAGCGCAAUGCAAAACCUGCAACAAAGUAUUAAAAACAUGCCUGGGCUCCACUAAGGGACUUUUAACGCAUCUAAAGUUCCACAAAAUAGAGUUGGAGAGAAAGCCUGGCCAGCAGCCAGUGAAAGUAAGUGGUACGCUUUUUAACAAAUGCAAACCUUCGAUUUGGAAAUGUAUGUACAUAUACCACACUUCAAUAAGCCUGUUCCAAAUGCUUCAGGAUUUGCAGGAUUUUACAGUAAUCUGUUCGCCGACAACUUCAAUAAGGUUUAUUAACGAAUACAGCUUUUCCUGUAAAUUCUGCAAAUGCUGAAGUACCUGGAACAUAUGACAUUAGUCCAUCCCUUAAUGUAUGUAGGGAAAGUUAUACAACCCAGUAUAACUUGUGAGCAUCGUACGAUUGUUCGGUGAGUAUUCUGGUGAGUACUCCCUGGGGAGUAUACGAAUACUCCCCAUUGCUCCUUAUGCUCCUGUGUAUAAGCAUGUAAUUUGUAUACUCCCUUUAACAUUAAAUAUUCUAGAGGGGGAGCAAUACCUUUUACCUCCUAAUAGAGCAAUCGUGGAGCACACACAAAAAUAUCACACCACAAACCUCCAAAGGGAGCAAUACGGGAAUAUUCCCAUAAAAACCUCCCCUAUACCUUCCAAAAGGACAACAAGGGAGUACACAUAGAAAACAUUCUAUAUUCCUCCCGAACGAGCAAUAAGGGAGUGUUCCCAUGAGAGGCAUCCCGCAAGCCUCCUGUACGAGUAAUAAGAUGGCUUUUCAUUCCAUCCAUUUACAUUUUUAAUUUUUUAAUCACAUGCAUGUAUACAAUAUUAACAUAUUAACAGAUGUCUUUAUGUAAGCACGAGAUCAGAGAAAACAUAGGUAAUACUUAUUACAUUAUUGAUUAAUAUUGAAAUUCUAGUGCGGACAAAUGCAAUAAAAGUAAAACAGAAUAAUAAAACGCUAAGAUAACUACAUGAUGGGUGUCAGGGAUGUUGGCGGUUCCGGAAUUCACGCAAAUAGGGAGAGUGUAUAAUAAAACUCUUGUUUUAACCACGAUCAAUGUGAAGGUUAUUUGCCCAGCUGAUAUCUACGUCACCCAGUAAAAGCUCUGGACCGGCGUACAUAAACGUUGGACCUAGGGUAUCAUGCGUGAGUGCUGAUACUAAUAUGCCCAAUCUGAAAAGUAUUUAGCGGUAUACAUAUAGUACAAUAUCUAAUAAAUUUAAACAAAAGUUGCAAUACAUACCGAAGGAGAUUCAUUUAAAUGAGUUCUAUCGACAUUAUUUUAGUGCAUCCUCCUUAUAUUGUUUCUAUAUCAAAUAUUUUCAGUAGUUUUGCUUGUGAUAAAUUUUUCCAAUAACACAAAGUUUCUCUUGAACCAGGUGCCUGUAGCUCCCCUAUCAAUCAAAAUGAAUACUCCUUUACCACUUGGACGAAGGGGGUCAGACUACACGGAAUUCACGGGAAUUCACGUCGAUAACGAACCAAUCCCUACGGUCAACAAUUCGAAGAUCUUCGGAGUAAACUUCGACAGCAGCAUUUAACGCCAUAAAUAGCCAGAUAACUCGUGGCUUUAACCGAAACCACCCUUGUGAGAGAACCAUUCUAGUAGCGCUGGACCUGUCUAAGGCGUUCGACACUGCCAGUCAUUCAACGUUACUAGAAGACAUAGAGGCCUGCUCUCUCUCACAAGG